GUGGCGCCCGCAGGCGGGAGCGGCGCCCCUGAGCGUGUUCUUGCUGCUCUAUGGGGGCAUUGAGUGGGGCUGGCGCGAUGGGAGCGGCUGUGGCGGCCUUUUACGUGACAGCUGCGCCCCACUCCGCGCUCGGGGGAGAUUCGGGGGAACUGAUCACAGCUGCCUGUGAGCUUGGAGUUGCUCAUCCCCCUGGCUACCCCCUCUUCACUCUUCUGGCAAAACUGGCAAUUGAGCUUUUCCCCUUUGGUUCUGCCGUGCAUCGCGUCAGUCUCCUCUGCGCCUUGUUGGGAGCAACGGCGGCAUCGCUUCUGUUUUAUACAGUUGUCAGGCUUUCUGGCUCACAGGCAGCAGGAGUCUUUGCUGUGGGGAUGUUUUCGUUUUCCCGUCUAACGUGGCAGUGGUCUAUCACAGCAGAGGUUUUCAGCUUAAACAAUCUGUUUGUGGGGCUGCUGAUGGCACUUUCUGUGCAAUUCGAGGAGGCAACAACUGCGGAGGAGAGAUCAAAGAUCUGUAAAGUGGGCGCCUUCUCUUGCGGACUAAGCAUGUGCAACCAACAUACUGUUGUGAUCUACGUGCUUUGCAUUAUUUUGUGGGUUUCUUCUCGCUUGUUCGGGGAGCAUGAACUGACCCUGAGCAAUGUGCUGAAGUUAAGUUUCUGCUUCUUGGCUGGAUGUCUGCCUUAUCUCUACUUGCCAAUCUCUGCCUACCUCAACAAAGCCCGCUGGACCUGGGGAGACCAGACAACCUUUAAAGGGUUUAUGACCCAUCUUCUCCGGGAAGAGUAUGGAACAUUCAGUCUGGCAAAAUUGGAAAAUGGAUCCAGUAUGACUGAUGUAUUGCUUUUUCAGGUGACCCACAUGAAGAUGGAGCUUUCCCUCGUUGUCCAAGCCUUUGCGAUUGUGGCAUGUGUAUGCUGUGCAGUGAGGCCAAAGACAGAGAAGUCACACUUGAUUUGGCUGUUUACUUCAAUGUUUUUGACGUAUUCUUUGUUCUUCGCUUGGAGGGCAAAUUUGGAUAUUUCAAAGCCCCUGUUUAAGGGGGUGGUUGAGCGAUUCUGGAUGCAAAGCAAUGCAGUGCUUGUCGUUCUAGCUGGCUUCGGCUUCUCUCUGCUCUUUUGUCUUGGGGAGAUAUUUGUUGGAAACAGCCGAAUGAUUCACCGUCUGGAAUGGCUGGUGGCAGCUGCUUGUGUUACUGCUCAGAUCUAUUCCAAUUACAGUGUCUGUGACCAAAGCCACAACAAUGUUGUUGACCGGUUUGCCAUGAAUCUUUUGUCCUCCAUGCCUCCAGAUGCCAUCAUCUUGCUAAGAGGGGACCUGCCUGGGAAUUCUCUUCGCUACUUGCAUUAUUGUGAGGGUAUAAGACCUGAUAUCACCUUAGUUGACCAAGAGAUGAUGACUUACCAUUGGUAUUUGCCAAAGCUGGCUAAACAUUUACCUGGUGUCACCUUUCCUGGAGACCGUUGGAAUCCUGUAGAAGGGCUGUUACCUGAUGGAACGAUCAUGUUCAAUCUUCAUAAUUUCCUCAAAGUAAAUAGACACAAAGACACCUUUGUUUGUAUUGGACUCCAUGAAGGCGACCCUACUUGGAAAAAAGACUAUUCCCUUUGGCCCUGGGGCUCUUGUGAUAAACUUGUGUCUUCAAAAGCUCCCUUUGAUCCUGAAGAGUGGAUUGACCGUACCCGAAACCUCUAUAACUGGACUGAGGAAUAUGGGAAGUUUGAUUCAUCUUCCUGGGAGUCGGUAGCAAAUGAAGAGAUGUGGCAAGCCAGGAUGAAAACAGCCUUCUUUCUUUUUGACCUUGCAGAAACGGCUCCCACAUCUGGGGAUGCGAAAGCAAAGCUUUACACAUUUGCUUAUAAGCUGUACAAAGAAAUUGUAAACACGUAUAAAACUCAUCCAGUGAACUGGCACAAAAAUUACGCCAUUGCCUGCGAGAGGGUGCUGCAUCUUCACCCGGCAAGGGAAGAUCCAGAAAUGCUACUCUUAGAAACCAUCAAACACUUCCGCCUUUACCUGGAGAAAGCUGUAGAUGAUCCACAGCAGAGCAAUAUUUUGCAAGCCAUAAAGCAUAUGAAGAAAGAACUUCGGGAAUUGAGAAAAACGAAGAGGGGAGAAAGAGGCAACCAGCGUAAGACGUGACCAGCUCAGGGAAAGAUCUGUUGGAAAGGAAAUGAAGAGUAAGAGAAGGAUUCCAUAGAUGGAAUUAAAGCAAGCUUAAAUGCAGUAUUUUUUAGAUUAGGAGAAAAAGACUAACCAAGAGAAGCGUUUGGUGAUAUAGAAAACCAUAAACACAGGUUGGGGGAAAUGAAUUGGGGGUUUUCUCCCUUUUAAUGUUACAGUGUGGGGUCAUUAAAUGAAGCUGAAUGUUGGGAGAUUCAGAUGAAAAUUCUUAACACAGUGCACUGGUAAUUUGCUUCCCUGGUUUAUGGUUACCAAUUUAUAGUCAAGUCUCCCUGGAGCUGAGCUGAGCUCUGAUUAUAGGAUACAUCUACAGUAUGUUGUUUUCUUGGCAGCAAUAUGGAAGCUGUCUUCUUCUGAUGCGUUCUUUCAACUUCUCAGUCUAGCCUACAUCCUUGGCAUUUCCUUGGUGGUCUCCCAUUCGCAUACUAAGCAGGACUGACCCUGCUUCGUUUUUUGAGAUCAGUCAUGGUUGGCUAGGCACUGCCACCUGCUGUGGACAUGGCUACCAACUGGGAUCAAAGGACAUAAGGCAGAUUUAUGAUGACAGAGAGUUUGAUUAAAGGCUAACAGCCAUGAUUGCUUUUGCCUUCAUACCAAGCUUUGGAGCAUCUCAGAAGCAUCCGGUUGAGUACUGUUGGGAGUAGAACACUGGGCUAGAGAUGCCUCUGGUCUGACCCAGCAGGAUAUUCAUAUGCUCUGUUUGAUUUAUCCACUUGUAUAUGUUUAUGUGCUAAUAUUUAGUUAUAACAUCAGAGUCAAAAUCCUAAUAGCAAAAACUGACCUGGUGGAAUUGGCAUUUGAUCAACAUUAAGCCUGUAUGUGUGACAGCUAAAGCAGGAAUGAGAUUUGAGAAAGUGCACAUUAGUUCUGCCCUUAGCAUCCCCUCUCAGGAGGAGAAGAGGGAAAUGAUAGUGUAGAUGCCUUGGAUUAUGUCACUAACAUGGGUUAGUGUUAUCUUCAAAUUAUAGAGUCCAUAGAAGUUGAUGGAAGUUUUUUCCAUUGUUUGUGUGCAUCGCUCAAAUAUCAGGGACAGUGUUUAGUUUAUUUUAGAAAAACAUAUGCUCCUUUUGAAGAUCAGGUUCCUUAGCUGCAGGUCUACUUAGGACCAGCUUACUUCUUGAAAGCCAGGUGGUCUCCGUGCCACCAACUUCUUUUUGUAAGACAAAAUUGUACACUAUUUGCAGCCUUUUCUGAACAGACAUGGUCUGAUCAGAGUCAGUACUACAGGUAGUCCUCGUUUAGCAACUAUCUUGUUUAGUGACUGUUCGCAAUUAUGAUGGUGAUGAAAAAGUAAC
Python bivittatus (Burmese python) is the source of this 3475-nucleotide messenger RNA. It is a transcript of the gene TMEM260, whose product is annotated as transmembrane protein 260. The record is from RefSeq and is a predicted model, not a curated record. NCBI's taxonomy places the organism in Eukaryota, Metazoa, Chordata, Lepidosauria, Squamata, Pythonidae.